GAGAUUCAGGCGAGCUGCGCGGACGUUUGCGAGAGCUGCCAGAAGAAAGUGUACCCCCUCGAGAAGGUGGAGACGAAUAACAAAAUCUUCCAUAAACAGUGUUUCCGGUGUCUGCAGUGCAAUUGCGUGUUGAGGAUGGACACGUUUACCUUGAACAACGGUAAACUGUACUGCAUCCCGCACUUCAAGCAGCUGUUCAUCACGCGGGGUAACUACGACGAGGGUUUCGGCGUGGACCCGCAUAAGAACAAAUGGACGACCAGCGCGAGCAACCCGACGAGUCCGGCGCCGAUCGCGGUCUCGAACGGCGACCUCUGAUUCGCCGCGGUCCGUGUGGCCGUGUCCGCGAAUCCUACCAGAGAACGAAGACGAUAGCACGCGCGCGAAACGCCGAUUAACGGCACUGUGUAAAUCCUUUGACGAGCGAACGGUUACCGGUCGGGGUAGAAACCCAUGGAAAAUCGUUCUAGUUCUCCAAAGACCGCCCCGUCAUGUCUCCCCC
Molecule: messenger RNA, 502 nt
Organism: Nomia melanderi (Alkali bee)
Lineage: Eukaryota; Metazoa; Arthropoda; Insecta; Hymenoptera; Halictidae
Source: RefSeq, a predicted model, not a curated record